AUGCUUACACGAGAAGGCUUCGUUGUCGCCGAUAUGAGCGCGCAGACUCCGUUGCAACGGUCUAGUUGGAAGGCUGAGGCUAUCCGGAGAGGGGAUCUCAAAAUUAGUGGGCCAAUUCCCAUCACAGAGGAUACGCCGCUAAACGAGGAGGAAGAGAGGGAGUUUGCGGAGAAGGGUGGGCUGGAUGCUUUGUCGCAGCCACAGGAUGCACCGCAGGAGGAGCAAAGACCACAGACACCACCGCAACCUUCACAACCACCACCAGGCAUUCCAGACCAGGCAUCAGCUCUGAGAUCAAAUCCGGUCGAGCACGAUUCGCCGCUGAGAGAGGAAUUGCGUGAGCGCCAGCCUUCAAGAUCUCCACCUAAAAUGCGACAAGUGAACGAGAUACCACAGGAAAGUGUUGUCCAGCCUAUCUCGUAUUCUUCUCCUACACCACUGCGGUCAACGCCGGAGAGUGUCACGAAGGUGGGGCAAAAGAAGCGGAAAAGCGGGCUUCGAAAUGUCUUCCGGAAGAUGUUUGGACGAAAAAGCCGAGAUGAGCAUGAAGAGCAUGAGGAUGAGACGGUACGCCGAGGCCACAGUUACCAUCACAGCGAUCCUGGGAUGCUACAACAGUCGCCACCACGAGCACAGAAGACGACCAACGGAUCACGGAUUUCCGACCUACCAGUUCAAGAGUUGAGACCUCUACAUCCACUUGGCCAGCACCUUCCUUUCCCAAUGAAUGUCAACGCCCCACAGGCUAGUCCACCCCAGCAAUACCUGACCUUCGAUAUGCAAAGGCCGGAUAUCGGCCGUCGGAGAGCAACACUACCCAGCGUACCGAGCGCAAGCGCUCAGCGACACAGUUUAGACGAAUCGCGCAACAGACUUUCAACCUGGGAAGAAAGACAGGAUGAGGAGCCUGAGCCGUCUCCAGGCAUUGGGAUAGCAUUAUCGAGUCCAACGCAAGCAACGACCCCGCUUCAAUCAAAACGCCGGUCGAGAAGCGCCAGUGCUCUGCGUGAUCUCGUCAAGGGUCGCGCAUCGGUUGAUCGAAGGCGCAGUGCAGAGAUUCGCUACUGGAGGGAGAGCUACAUGUCAGGAAGCGUCUACAGUAGGCCUCAAACUGCAAAGACAGUGGAGACGAUUCGGAGUGUGCAUAUGCAGGAGCCUGUGAUACAAGGACCCGAGUCCGAUCCAGUCAUGGAGAUGAGCGCGACGCUUGUGGAGCCAGAUGAGCUGGAAACGCCUGAGCUUGAGGCUGGUGAUCGGGAGCGGGCAACGGAAAGGGACGUCCAACCUUCCCUGGCAGCGCACUACUUCGGUAACCUGAAGAACGCUCCAGAUCCGCAGGAAGCUGCUCCACCUCCACCUCCUCGCAGCGAUCAACGGCCAUCCGUCGAAGCUCGCGUGAAGACUCUUGAGAGCAAGUUUGAAAACAUCGAGUUCUCCGUGCGCCGCAUGUCAACGCGCAACAAUCGCCAAACUAUCAUCCUUGAAAACCCACCCAAGACGCUGCGUACCCGGAACCGGAGCAGUUCGUCUCGCUCUGUAUCCGCAUCACGUUCCCGCUCCACAAGCAUACACCAAGAACCGAACCACCAGUCGAGCAGUGACACGCUGAACCCCAUGCCCACAUCACCCGUAUUGACACAUCCUGCAAUCGCAGGCAGUGACGGGGAAGAAGCAAACAAACAAGCCCUAAAGUCCAUGUAUGAGGCGCUGAAACAUGAGAGAGGUGCCCGGAAAGCUCUGGAACAGCAAGUCCGCACCCUCCAUCAAGACAUCUCCGAUCUGCACGCCCUGGUCAACAAACUCAUCGCCUCGGCUACCGCUACUUCGCCCUCGUACCCCACGCCCUCGCCCGACACGCUCAUCACGAGUACAGAGGACCGCCUACUGACGCCGCGAGCCGUUCGACCCGGCUCCUUCGAGUAUGGGCCCGGCAAGCGUACUGUUCGCGCGAGCGUGAGCAAUAAGUUUAGCCGUAGUGAGACGGAGAGCGAAAGCGAAAGCGACUACGACGGCCGCCCACGUCGUGGUGUUGACGAGAGGAGCACCAAGGGCAGCUGCUAUGAUGAUGUUGCUACACCAGAUGUAUGGGCUACGCCGAAAGAGGAGGGGUUCGGUGGGAGUGGCUUCUUUCAUCCACGCGAGAAGAGGAGCCGGGAUCAGUUUUGA
Messenger RNA from Cucurbitaria berberidis CBS 394.84, 2166 nucleotides. RefSeq lists its product as uncharacterized. The record is from RefSeq and is a predicted model, not a curated record. The transcript is spliced from 2 exons. Bases 1 to 2166 code for a protein of 721 amino acids. NCBI's taxonomy places the organism in Eukaryota, Fungi, Ascomycota, Dothideomycetes, Pleosporales, Cucurbitariaceae.